AUGGCACAGCUAGCCCCCAACAUCGCCAACUUCACCUGGACAUCAACAACCCCAGGCCGAUGGGAACGAGAUGUCGAUGAAGCCGAGCAAUUCUAUACUUCCCUGGCCAAAGCAUACGAAGGAACAGGGCGGACUUUCUUCGCUAUGACGGGGUUCAUCUCACUAUCAAUUCCUGUACCUGAAUCCACGCCCCAGGACGAAGCAGUGGAGAACCUCGAAUCAGCCCUCCGAAAAGCCUGGGCGUGGCUGCGGUAUGACCAUCCCACAAUUGCUUCACGUGUAGUGUACGACGAGAAUCAGAGGAAAUGCAAGAAAGUUUACGAGACCUUCUCUCCCUCAUACACCGUCCAGGACUGGCUAGACGAAACAUUCAUCACCAUCGACGACGGAAUCUCAGGGUUAGAAUGGUGCAACUCAGACCCUCCUGUCCCGGACUUUCCAACUAUAUUCUUCAUCAGAACUGGCCUUCAUAAUGGGAGGGUUACAGGAGACCUAAUCCUGCGCUCCCACCACGACAUCAUAGACGGAACGGGAACCCUGCUUCUCUUCCAUAAUCUCCUCUCGCAUGCUGCACAUGCACACCAAGCCCAAAACGAACCGGGAUAUAAACUCCCCCAAUUCGGCACUGAAUAUCAAAACCUAAGCCCACCACUCCGCAUCGCAGCCCAAAUCCCGCCAGAGCUAGAUGAAUCGCACAAGCAGCGCAUGGCCGAGAUCCAGAAAUAUAACGCGACUCUUCGAGAAAAUGUCGAACUCGCCAGUCCACCCUUUAAACGCGACAAUAGCGGUCCAGGGAAACACCAGCGCGUUGCAGUUACACUGUCCCAGGAACAGACGGCUAGCAUCCUCGCUGCGUGUCGAGAGUUAGGGCUUAGUAUUACACACGCAUACCACGCUGCUAUUCCACUCGUCGUGCGAGACCUGCAAGAGAAGGGGGAGACCGAGCGUCAAGCGCGGUAUCUGAACUAUAGUCUCAUUAACGAGCGAGUGAACUGCGUGGAGCCGUAUAGCACUGCUUCGCAUCCGGCUUCAGUGUAUCAUUCCGUCUCGGGGAAGGGGCUGGCUGUGGAUUUAACCGUUCCGGCAUUAGAAAAGAGUUCAAGAACAAGCACGGAUUCCAACUCCAACGACACAGUUUUGGAUCAGCGGAAAGAGUACGCAGAUGUCGCAUCUAUAAUCCGGGCCUUCUACCUCGAUAUCCGGCACGACAAAGAUCAUAUCUUCCUCGUCCCCUCGUACUGGGGAAUGGGAACAAUCCCGUACCCCGCUGAUGGGAAGACACAGCCUGUCCCGGCCCGGAAUGAGACACCGUCGGUGUCGAUAUCGAGCAUGGGAAUUCUUGACAAAGUGAUCAGGCAUAAGUAUGGGGAGUUUGAGGUUGAGGAUCCGUGGGUUACGGGUGAGGAAUUGGGGACUGGACUGGGUCUGUUCUUGGGGACUUGGAAGGGGAGGGUGACUCUUAGUGCGGCGUAUAAUGAUGCGUGGCAUGAUAAAGAGGAGGUAUUGGGGUUUCUGGAUAGGUGUAAUGACACUACCUUUAGUGGGUUGGGUUUGGCCUGA
Molecule: messenger RNA, 1560 nt
Organism: Aspergillus puulaauensis
Lineage: Eukaryota; Fungi; Ascomycota; Eurotiomycetes; Eurotiales; Aspergillaceae
Exons: 1
Coding region: 1-1560 (519 amino acids)
Source: RefSeq, a predicted model, not a curated record